UACAAGGCCCCCAGUGACUGAAGCAAUCAUUUGUUUUAAACGUGCUGGUGAAACAGCCUCUCUCGUUCGGCAGCUGUUCCCUCGACGCGCCGCCAUGACGCACAUCGCUCCUCUUGUCACCGUCAUUUUCACAUCAUCACUCCUGAGAUGGACGGCUGCGGACGCCUCGGUCCUCUGUGCCUGGACCAAAGUUUUGCCCAACGAAGACGUGCACUACAGUUUUCUGCUGCAGAGCUCUCCAUCUCCGCGGCUCUACCACAGCGCCUGGUCCGGGGAGCGCACGCUGCUCCGCUGCGCCUGGAGCGACGACGCAUCAGUGAUCCGGGACUAUUUCUCCCUGUGCCAGGAGCGCGCGCGGGGGUUUUCCGAUCGUCCGGAUGAAAGUUUCGACCUGGGCUCUAUGUUUGGGGCCGAGGAGCGGUGCGUCUCUCUGGCCUCUCCAGGGGUGGCCGAGCUCGGGGGGCGCACAGGGAAAAGGCUGGUGAGGAGCGUCGGUGGUCUCCCGGCGGCUGACAGUAGUCAAGGUCAAGAUGAAAGGUCAGACGUCAGGACUCAUCAGCGUGUAAAGCGCGGCUUCAUUGUACCCGGCACUCUCUGGUGCGGCUCUGGCAACAAGGCGCCAUCCUAUGCAGAUUUGGGGGUUUUUGAAGACACGGACAGCUGCUGCAGGGAACACGACCAGUGCAAACACACCAUCCUGUCCUUUCAGUCAGAGUUUGGUGUCUUCAACAGCAACAUCUUUACCAUGUCUCACUGUGAAUGUGACAACAAGUUUCGCAGUUGUCUCAUGGAGGCGAAUGACAGCAUAUCCGAUGUAGUGGGAUACACCUUCUUCAACCUGCUGAAGAUGCACUGCUUUGAGUUCUCCCACCGACUCCAGUGUACACAGAGAAACUGGUUUGGGAUGUGUAAAGAGACUAAAAUGGCUCUGUAUGCUGAGGUCCAUCCGCCCAUAGUGUACGAGUCUACCAACCCAACAGAGGCCUGCAUUAACAGUACCAGCUCCAUCAUCAAUACAACCAGACCUGGAGAACACCCGGAGAGCAGCACGUCAGACCCACAGGCCUUCUCCAUCACUGCUGCUGCAUCCACAGUCCCUACACCUUCAACGAGUUCACCCUCAGCCUCCGUCCCGCCUGUUGCCAGUGUCACCACCUCCACAGUCACAAAUACAUCGGAGAGACCUACAGGAUCAGUACCUGAGAGACGAUAUGAUCUGGAGAGCACUUCACCCUUCAAAAACCAAACUGUGACUGAGCCGAACGCUGAUAUCACAGAGAUGCAGCCGUCUUGUGAUAUCUAUAAGGAUCUGGAUGUGUGCAGGGAAAAGAUCCCUCCCCAGCAGAGGAGAUACGGCCUCCACAACCUAGAGCCCAGGACGCUGUACCACUGCAACUGUACCGCCGGAUUAUAUCAGACUUUGGUUAAACAGAGACAACUGACCGAAGUACAGGCUCUUCUGCUGGGACACGUGUCUAAAUCUUGCCUACUGACGCAGGACUGCACAGCAGGAAAAACCUGUACCGCAGCUCUGGUGGAGGCAGAUAUUCCCCAGCUGGACCAGAGGAGCGGUGCAGAGGUGGGGGAGCAGCGCCAUCUACAGACUUUUUAGAUGAGAGGAUUGACACCACUCUGACGUCUGUACGACAAAUAUGAAGACGGACUAGCAUAGAGGCUGGAAGCAGGUGGAAACAGCUGUCGGUGUUCAAAAGGAACAAAAUCUGUUGCAUCUCAUUUAUUUUAACCCCUACAAAAACUGAAGUGCAAAAAACGACAGGUUGUGGGUUUACCGAGGUUGUGCGGUGAACUAUUUCCCGGCCGGAGGCAGUGACUUCCUUUAAUCGCCGCGAGUUCUCCGGGCAAACGGCAGAGACUCCUGCACAUAAAACCCCACAAAACCACCGUUUGUUUUUGUUUUUUACAUGGACAAAUCAAACAAGAUAUAACAUGUUAGCUAGUGAGCUUUACAGAUGCUGGUCGGUUUGGUUUCCAGCCUUUAUGCUAAGCUAAGCUAACUCCCUCCCGGCCGCAGCUUCCUGGUUAACGGACACAUACGGUGAGCCAGUGGUAUCAACCUUUCCGACUAUAAAAAGGUGACUGAGCAUAUGUUUCCAGACAUGUUGACCUAUUUACCCAGAGUGUAAAAGUCUUAAAAGUUUUUAAAGGUCGGGGGACAUUUGCUUCCUGCCAUGUAGACUGCAAAUGUUACGUGUGUUUUAAUUAUUUAUUGUU
This is a messenger RNA of Xiphias gladius (swordfish), 2232 nucleotides long. It is a transcript of the gene pla2g3, whose product is annotated as phospholipase A2 group III. Gene Ontology annotation, molecular function: A2-type glycerophospholipase activity. Lineage: Eukaryota; Metazoa; Chordata; Actinopteri; Istiophoriformes; Xiphiidae. The transcript has 8 exons. Gene Ontology annotation, biological process: phospholipid metabolic process; arachidonate secretion. The record is from RefSeq and is a predicted model, not a curated record. Bases 95 to 1612 code for a protein of 505 amino acids.